Messenger RNA from Patiria miniata (bat star), 2629 nucleotides. It is a transcript of the gene bace1, whose product is annotated as beta-secretase 1-like. The coding region runs from base 570 to 2162 and encodes 530 amino acids. Gene Ontology annotation, cellular component: membrane; endosome; trans-Golgi network. Gene Ontology annotation, molecular function: aspartic-type endopeptidase activity. The record is from RefSeq and is a predicted model, not a curated record. Lineage: Eukaryota; Metazoa; Echinodermata; Asteroidea; Valvatida; Asterinidae. Gene Ontology annotation, biological process: amyloid-beta metabolic process; membrane protein ectodomain proteolysis. The transcript has 12 exons.
GAGGAUGCAUGAUGAUUGGCCGGCAAUGGCACAAUGCAUGAAUCUGCUUCAUUAUGUUCAUGUACAAUACACGCGGAAGUAAUUGUGAAAAUAACAUUUAUUUUGCAAUGUAUAUCUGAUUCCCUGUCUGCUUUCAACGCCGAGGAAGAAGAAAGGAACAAACAUGGUGGAUUCAUUUGAAUUGGAAAUGAAAGCAGACAGCGACAUCUGUGACAUUUAGCAGUACUUGGCAUAAAGAUGAUAAAGUGCAACAGCGAAUUCGCAAAGUAACUACAUGUACUUGCUCAACAAGGAAACAAUCAGUCGAUAAGGAAACUACCAAAGAAUUCUCUCGAUACUUUCGCCAACAAGGAAAUGUUCUUUGAGUGAAGUCAAAGCAAGGAAUAUUUGAUAAAGUGUAUUUUUUUAACUAUGAAAGAAAAACAUUGUACCAUCUCUAUGUAGGCUAUCCAUCGCAUGGUCCUACAGUCAACUUUUCAUUUGUCACAAAUUAAAAAUUCACGCAAUUAAUAAACAGCUGCAACAUCUGCCGCAGUCAACGGUUGCAUGAGAGACUGGUUUGAGCCAAGAUGGCGGAUUUAGCAACUGUUGUCAAUCUAUGGUGGACCCUGCUGCUGUUGCAUGUCUGUAUGCAUUCUGUUGUCGUCCGAGCUGAGAUACUUCGGCUGCCACUGCACACCGCCGUUCGUCGGGUCAACGAUGGGGUCAGGUCAAGGGUCGGCGAGAGGUCACACAAUGUCUUGAGGAGAUCUGCUCCUCGAGAUAACAUCGGCGGUAAACCAGGCUUGGGGUUCUAUGUAGAGAUCGAACUGGGGACGCCAAAGCAAAAGCUCAAUGUUCUAGUGGAUACAGGCAGCAGUAACUUUGCAGUAGCGGCCUCGCCAAACAGUUUGAUCACCAAAUAUUUUCACAAGGACCAGUCACAAACUUACCGAGACCUGAACAGGAAGGUUUACGUCCCCUACACCCAGGGGGAAUGGAGGGGAGAACUGGGGGAAGACGUCGCUACGAUACCCACCUCACAUCCCAACAUCUCCGUCACGGUCAAUGUCGUCAGCAUCACCUACUCGGAGGAGUUCUUCCUCAAUGAAUCCAACUGGCAAGGGAUUCUGGGAUUGGCCUACGCUGAUAUAGCACGGCCGGACGAUACGGUCGAGCCAUUCUUUGCCUCGUUAGUGGAUCAGACGGACGUAGCCAACAUCUUCACUCUCCAACUCUGCGGAGUCCCCGAAAAUGUGGUGCAUACUGGAACGACUGACGUAACAGGCACAAUGACAAUUGGUGGAAUCGACCCUGGCCUGUACACUGGUAAAAUGUGGUAUACACCAAUCCGCAACGACUGGUAUUACGAGGUGAUCAUUAUGGACAUAGAGGUCGGGGACCAGUCACUGGGCAUGGAUUGUAAGGAGUAUAACUUUGAUAAGACCAUCGUUGACAGCGGCACGACCAACCUUCGGUUGCCAGCCCGGGUUUUUGACAAGCUGACAUCACUCAUCUAUACUGCACUUACUAAGAAAAUGGAAAACGUAACGAUACCUACUGACUUUUGGUCUGGAGCCGAUAUGAUAUGCAAGGAGGGUACCGUUGAGGAGCCGUGGGUCAAGUUUCCUACCCUGUCCAUCAUACUCAACGGAACCGAGCCUGGCACAGGAUUCAGAUUAAGGAUAUCACCCAAGCAAUACUUACGGCAUGUUGAAACUAGCAACAAGAAGGAAACAUGCUACAAGUUUGGCGUGGCUUCGUCAGAUUCAGGAAGUGUAAUUGGUGCGGUGGUCAUGGAAGGCUUCUACGUGGUGUUCGAUCGGGAAAAUCAAACCGUAGGGUUCGCAAAGUCCUCCUGUGCAUAUGAAUUUGAGUUUGCGACUCCGGCCCCAGAAGUUGAAGGACCAAUCAGAGAAGUGGCCACAGACUGUGGCUAUGUGGCGCCGGACAACAACAACCUGGCCCUGACGAUUGCGGCUUAUGUCUUGGCUGGUCUGUGCGUCUUGUGCCUGACUCCCCUGGCAUUCCUGUACGUCUACUACAGGUGCCGUCUGUGUUUUGCCAAUACCACCAAAAACGACGACAGCGAAUUGCUAGAAGACAGGACGGACUCGUCGGAAACGGAUGCGUUGAGGGAGGAAGCCCAGCAGGGUGAACCCCAGCAGGGUCAAGAUAGUUAAAAGGUUAAGGGUCAUGGAAAAAGGUCACGAAUCAUGAGAGAAAAGUCAAAAAUAUACUUCUUGGGUAAUGGAGACCGUUGAGCCUUUUGUUAAGCUAUGAAGCACAACUAUGUGGUUAAGCCCAGCCUCAUUCCCAGGGUGUCAAGCAGUAUGCUCCCACCACUACCUGCUCUCUCACCCUGGUAUUGGAUCAUUUGCAUAUCCAGAAUUAUGUAUGCAAAUGAGGAAUAGUUUGGUGCCUGCCUGUGCUUUACAUCAGCAUUUAUUUUCCCUUGUGGUGUCUGGGGUAAAAACCGAAUCAAUUCGUUGCGGCUUAAUUUACAAAAAACACUCCUUUUUUAAGUUCAAAUGUAACAAUCUUAUCAAGCCAAUAUGCAGUAUCACAUUACAUGUUAGCAUGAGCAAAUUGGAAAGGAACGGAUUAUUUUUGAGAAGGUAUGGACGUAAUAAUUACAAUGACCAUGAAA